This is a messenger RNA of Protopolystoma xenopodis, 759 nucleotides long. The record is from the annotation of a GenBank genome assembly. Lineage: Eukaryota; Metazoa; Platyhelminthes; Monogenea; Polystomatidea; Polystomatidae.
AUGCUGAUGGGGAUCGUGAUUGUAAUGAUGAUAAUGCAGAGCCAAUUGCAAAUUGUAUACUUCGACACCAAUCAGGCUCAUGUCGGCUGGCCACCCCAACUGUUGCUGGCCGGAAAAGAAGUCGCCAGCCCCAUAACAACCCUUUUGGCACUGUUGAAUCUCCACAAAACCUCGCUUUUGUCUCUUGUCUUUUUGUUUCCAGCUGCUCCACCUCGCACUCUUUCUCACUCACUCACUCACUAUCUAUCUAUCCAGAUGCAUCGGCGCGAAAGUGGUGACGCUCUGGACUUCGGCAGCCGGACGCCUGUACGCACACGUUCAUUCCACUCACCCUCGCCCACAAUAUCGGCCGGCUCUGUUUCACUUUCCAAAUCAGCCUCGACCGGCCCAUCUCCCAUCACUGCCACCAACCUCAGCUCUUCUUCGUCGUAUUGCACCAACAGCCAGACAGCACUACUCGGCAGCCAACAGUUGCAGGUAGAGCAGGAAAUUAGCUCCCCUACACAGCCUGAGGUGAAUCGAGCACCAGCAGUUUACUUUUGUCAAGAAAAAGAAAACAAUGAGUUGGCCAGCGUCAGGAGGCUCCUCUCCCUCCGAUCUCACCUUGAUCCAACUCAUCUGUACUCACGAAGCCACUUGAAACCGGGUCGCACUGAACCACGGGGCAGAAGUCAGACCGUUCACAAAUCAUACUUUCAACUUCAGUUUCUGGCCGAAUAUUUUCUUAUUGGAGACCAACUCUUCGGGUUGAGGUCUUGA